Caretta caretta (loggerhead turtle) is the source of this 3702-nucleotide messenger RNA. RefSeq names its product VAC14 component of PIKFYVE complex (gene VAC14). Gene Ontology annotation, biological process: phosphatidylinositol biosynthetic process. The record is from RefSeq and is a predicted model, not a curated record. NCBI's taxonomy places the organism in Eukaryota, Metazoa, Chordata, Testudines, Cheloniidae. Gene Ontology annotation, cellular component: endosome membrane; PAS complex.
CCCGAGCUAAGGUGGCUGCCGCCCUGUAGCGCCGCGCUCGCGCCCCGCCGCGCGGGCUCCUGGGGCUCCUCCCGCCCCCGCUCCGGGCCGCGAGCCGGCGGCGCCUGUCGGGCCCUGAGAGCCCCGUCCCCGGUGUGCAGCGGCGGCCGCCGGGCCGGGGCUGAGCCCGCUGGCGGCGGCGGCGGCGGGAGCAUGAACCCGGAGAAGGAUUUCUCGCCCCUGGCGCCCAGCGUGGUGCGGGCCCUGAACGACAAGCUCUACGAGAAGCGGAAGGUGGCGGCGCUGGAGAUCGAGAAGUUGGUGCGAGAAUUUGUGGCUCAGAACAACGCAGCGCAGAUCAAGCAUGUGAUCCAGAUCCUGUCGCAAGAGUUCGCACUCUCACAGCACCCUCACAGCAGGAAAGGGGGGCUCAUCGGCCUGGCAGCCUGCUCCAUUGCUCUCGGGAAGAAAUCAAAUGGCUUAAAGAUGAGUGGAUUGAAACCUUCUGCCGAACAAUUGCAAGAAGACCUGGCAGGAGACUUGGCAGUCACUGUUGGCUUCAGUAGGACUAUUGUCUCUGGUUCCUGGCUUAAACAGGAGGAUUCUGGGCUGUACCUGAAAGAGCUGAUUGAGCCGGUGCUGACUUGCUUCAACGAUGCUGACAGCCGACUGCGGUACUAUGCUUGCGAGGCCCUGUAUAACAUCGUCAAAGUGGCCAGGGGCUCUGUCCUCCCACACUUCAACGUGCUGUUUGAUGGCCUGAGUAAGCUUGCCGCUGAUCCAGACCCAAAUGUGAAAAGCGGCUCUGAACUACUGGACCGACUUCUCAAGGACAUCGUGACUGAGAGUAACAAGUUUGACCUCGUGGGUUUCAUCCCGCUCCUGCGGGAGAGGAUUUAUUCCAACAACCAGUACGCCCGGCAGUUCAUCAUAUCCUGGAUCCUGGUGCUAGAGUCGGUGCCUGACAUUAAUCUCCUGGGUUACCUGCCGGAGAUCCUGGAUGGACUCUUCCAGAUCCUGGGAGAUAACAGCAAAGAGAUCCGGAAGAUGUGUGAGGUGGCCCUCGGGGAGUUCCUUAAAGAGAUCAAGAAGAAUCCUUCCAGCGUCAAGUUUGCAGAAAUGGCCAACAUUCUAGUGAUUCACUGUCAGGCUUCUGAUGAUCUGAUUCAGCUGACAGCCAUGUGCUGGAUGAGGGAAUUCAUCCAGCUGGCUGGUCGGGUGAUGCUGCCCUACUCCUCAGGGAUCCUGACCGCUGUUCUGCCAUGCCUAUCCUAUGAUGACCGGAAGAAGAGCAUCAAAGAGGUAGCUAAUGUGUGUAACCAGAGCCUGAUGAAGCUGGUCAUCCCAGAAGAUGACGAAACGGAUGAGGGCAAGCAAUCCCUGAGCCUCCAGAUGGAACCCAAGGAGGAAUCCCUCUCCCAGCAGCAGGUGACCUCCAGCGGCUGCCUGGAAGCCUCCAGCAAUUCCAGCCUCAGCAGCACCAGUGUCUUCAAUGCAAGCAGCACUGACCGGGUCCCGGUGACCCUCAACCUCGAUGGGAUAGUGCAGGUAUUGGACUGCCACCUUCACGACACAGCCACCGGGAUGAUGACCAGAAUUGCAGUCCUAAAAUGGCUCUAUCACUUGUACAUCAAGACUCCACGGAAGAUGUUCCGGCAUACAGACAGCCUCUUUCCCAUUUUGCUGCGGACCUUGUCGGAUGAGUCAGACGAGGUUAUCCUGAAGGACCUAGAAGUUUUGGCUGAGAUCGCCUCCUCUCCUGCAGGUCAAACAGAAGAUCAGGGGCCAUGUGAUGGCUCUGAUACGCAAUUCAGCCAAUCGGAGUUACACAUUCCUGUCAAAGCCAGCCAGCUGAGCUCCUCUGGUAUGAAAGGCAUGGAGUGCUCCCCCUCAACCCCCACCAUGAACUCCUACUUCUACAAAUUCAUGAUUAACCUACUCAAGAGAUUCAGCAGUGAGCGGAAGCUGCUGGAGACCAGAGGAGCAUUCAUCAUCAGGCAGCUUUGUCUGCUUCUCAAUGCAGAAAACAUCUUCCACUCCAUGGCAGACAUCCUGCUGCGGGAAGAGGACCUCAAGUUUGCCUCGACUAUGGUCCACACUCUCAACACAAUAUUGCUGACUUCCUCCGAGCUCUUCCAGCUGAGAAACCAGCUGAAGGACCUGAAGACCCCGGAGAGUCGUAAUCUAUUCUGCUGUCUCUACCGCUCCUGGUGCCACAACCCUGUGACGACCGUGUCCCUCUGCUUCCUCACCCAGAACUACAAACAUGCUUACGACCUCAUCCAGAAGUUCGGGGACCUGGAGGUCACAGUGGAUUUCCUAACUGAGGUAGACAAGCUGGUGCAGCUCAUCGAGUGUCCAAUUUUCACAUGUGUGUGCGCUCACCACAUGCACCGGUGCUGGAAGUUUUUCCCUCAGUGGUAUCCGUAGGGGACCAGCUCUGGUGCCCUCUGGAGCGGCACACGAAUGCCAUGGAAUAAGGGGCACUGCCAGCUCUCUUCCCUCCCUCCCCCCGUUCAUUCUUGCCAGAAACUCAGACAUUGGGGAAGGAGGUCAUGGAAUGGACAUGAGCAACACAUCCCAAAGAACACCAGUUACGGAAACAGGUAACUGUCUCUUCCAGUCAGAUGGACUGGUUCAGCCAGCAGAUUUCUUUUGCCCCUCCUGUCUAAGAGACCCAGAGAGCAGAAGGCUGCUGAGUUACCCCAACUGCUUUCUGCAGCCCUUGGACAAACCUGACACUGCUUAACUUCCAAGUUGUGUUGUGAUCUCAGCACAAGGGGAUGUGGCUGCAAGGCACAACAUGUAACAGCCUCACUAGGAUGGGAAGCCCCUGAAGUGAUGGACAAAGUUACUCACUGCAGAAAACAGCUGUCACAGUGGAUGCAGAGCGAGGGCUGAGCUUCGCAGAGUACCUAUCUGAAAUUCAAGCUGGACCAAGGCACAGUAUUACACAUUCCUGCUUGGGACCUCAGCUGCUGGAGUCAUGUGGGUACACUGGAAUCUCCGCUUUCAUUUAAAAACCAAGACAGUUUCUAGCCCUCAUGAGUGGGAAGAAAAGCUUGAAAAUGUGGCCUGAGUGUAACCAAUGCAGCAACGUCUGCGUGCGUCUGCAGAGAGCCUGAAAGAACUGCUCAGAGAAGGAUGAACUGUUCCAUACUUCUCAGUGGGGUGCCAACUCCAAGGCCUACUGCUCUGAGAGCAGUCCCACUAACCCCACCCCAGAAGAGGACUUCAUAUAUGGCAGGAGAAGAGUGCAGCAGACCUGCCCUUGUCCCCCCUCAUCAGAUACACUUGGCUGCUCAGGUGAGAGUGGGGGGGUGCUCGGUACUGCUCCUAAUGGGAAGGAUGCCCAGAAGCUUCUGCUGCUCCAGUAGUCGGUAAGGAGACCCCAUGCAGCUGCUGCUGAGUGAGGGGUGGGGCUGUAACGGUGGCAUGAUGGGCUUUAGUCCAGCUCUGCUCUAGAGAUGAUGACCAUGUCCCAGAGCAUGUACACAUAUGGUAUCGCCAACCCCCAACAUACACAGAUCAGGAGUCAGGCCCCCAAAGAUCAUGAGAUUGGCUUAAAAUCAUGACAUGUAAAAGCAGGUAGUUUGGGCGUGGUCCUUCCUUUUGUGGUCCGAGCUGGUCAGGUGCACAUGAGACUCAUGGUCAAGCUUUUCUCUGCAACCAUGAGGCUAGAAACUUUUUUCUUUUAAUUAAAAACUGAGUCUUGCAUAAUCA